This is a messenger RNA of Populus euphratica (Euphrates poplar), 3479 nucleotides long. Its product is annotated as putative pentatricopeptide repeat-containing protein At1g56570. The record is from RefSeq and is a predicted model, not a curated record. The coding region runs from base 739 to 2571 and encodes 610 amino acids. NCBI's taxonomy places the organism in Eukaryota, Viridiplantae, Streptophyta, Magnoliopsida, Malpighiales, Salicaceae. The transcript is spliced from 5 exons. Gene Ontology annotation, biological process: RNA modification. Gene Ontology annotation, molecular function: RNA binding; protein binding.
AAGAGAGAGUUCUAUAGUUGUGAGCCGUGACUAUAUAACCCAGGUGACUAGUAGGGUUCAAAUGCUCGUGGCAUAAUAGAUGGUCAAGUGACAUGUAGCGUCUGGAUUGAUAACAAAGACAGGAAAUGUUUUUCCUUGUCUGUAAAGAUAUAAAUCUAUUUUUAAAUUGUUUUCAAAAAGUAUUUAUUUUAUGUUUUUCUCAAAAAUAUUUUUUCGAUUAAAAUUCUUGCAGCAAGAUGGUAUUUGUCACAAGGUGGUUUGCGUAUCUCUGGAGUACAUUCAAUAAGAACGAGAGAAUUUGUGAGGACUUUAUUAAGAAAACAGGAAAAACACACCCUUAAUUGUAAGGCCAACCCUUCGACGAAGGAUGUUGAAUAAUUGUCUUGCAUUUAGCCUUGUACAAUAAACAAUAUGAUCUUCAAAAUUUUUCUUUGAAAUUCCAGUUCUUUCGUGGCUAAAAAUAGCGUCUUUGAAGGUGUUGAACGACGGCUUCAUAGUCAUGACCAUUUGCAGCAAAGACUUUACGUCAAGUCCUUGUCUUUUGGGCCCAACAAAAGGAGCCUAUAGUAAUCAUCUUCUUGUGGAACUGGGACAAAUGCCAGAUUCAGUUACAUCAGACUUCUUGUCUGUGUGAUCUCGAAGCAGACACCAACAUACUCUAUAUCCUCUCCACAAUAUAGAAUGCUUGAAGUUUAGACUAUGAACCAAAAGUACAGACGAUGACAAUGUACACUAGACAUGAGCACAAAAAGACUGCUCUCCGCCAAUAACUUCCAUCCUUUCCCACCCAUGUUGAAAAACUACCUACAGUGGACCCAAAACACCCCGACCCAGAAAUCAGGUACACCUUUUAAUGCAAAGGGUACCUCCAUUUUAGCUACAGACCUCUUGAAAUCAUAUUUUGAAAGAGGCCUAACUAGUCCAGCACGCAACUUGUUUGAUGAAAUGCCUGAGAGAGAUGUUGUUGCGUGGACGACGAUGAUUUCAGGGUACACGCAUUGCAAUGAAUACACUCAAGCAUGGAGUGUUUUUGUCGAUAUGUUAAAGAAUGGAAAUGGCCCACCAAAUGCGUUCACAAUAUCAAGCGUUCUAAAGGCUUGCAAAGGCAUGAAGCGUGUUUUUUGUGGGCGUUCGGUCCAUGGAUUGGCUAUUAAAAGAAGGUUUAUGGAGGGGUUUAUUUAUGUGGAUAAUGCUCUCAUGGAUAUGUAUGCUUCUUGUGGUGUAGGAAUGAGGGAUGCUUGUGUUGUUUUUCACGAUAUUAAAGAGAAGAAUGUUGUGUCUUGGACUACCUUGAUUGCUGGUUACACUCACAGAGGCAAUGGCAAUCGCGCACUUCAAAUCUUCCGGGAAAUGCUACUGGACGGAGUAGCAAUGAACCCACAUAGCAUUUCGAUAGCUGUUAGGGCAUGUGCCUCAAUUGGCUCACAGAAUUUUGGCAGGCAAAUACACACAGCGGUGAUCAAACAUGGGUUUGAAUCCGAUCUUCCUGUCAUGAAUUCUAUACUUGAUAUGUAUUGUAGGUGUGGAUGUUUAUCUGAGGCAAACAAGUAUUUCAAUGAUAUGACUGAAAAAGAUUUGAUCACAUGGAAUACAUUAAUAGCAGGGUAUGAAAGAUCGGAUUCCAUUGAGCCUCUAUUUAUAUUUUCACAAAUGGAGUCAGAAGGUUUUACUCCAAAUUGCUUCACUUUUACCAGUCUAAUAGCAACGUGCGCGAAUGUAGCAGCUUUGUGUUGUGGACAGCAAGUUCAUGGAGGAAUUUUUCGCAGAGGGCUUGACAGAAACCUGGAAUUGGCUAAUGCCUUGAUUGAUAUGUAUGCAAAGUGUGGUAAUAUAUUUGAUUCACACAAAAUAUUUAGUGAAAUGCCUUGUAGAAAUUUGGUCUCUUGGACUUCUAUGAUGAUUGGAUAUGGGGCUCAUGGAUACGGUGAAAAGGUUGUUGAGUUGUUUGAUGAGAUGGUCAAGUCAGGCAUCAGACCUGAUCAGGUAGUGUUUAUGGCAGUUCUAAGUGCGUGCAGUCAUGCUGGACUAGUUGAUCAAGGCUUGAGAUACAUCAACUGUAUGAUAAAUGAUUAUCACAUCAAGCCAAAUCAGGAGAUUUAUGGCUGUGUUGUAGAUUUGCUAGGGAGACCAGGGAGAGUGGAGGAGGCCUAUCAACUAAUACGAAGCAUGCCAUUUAUGGCUGAUGAGUCUGUUUGGGGUGCACUUCUUGGUGCUUGCAAGGCACAUAACUUUUCAAGGUUGGGGAAAUUGGCAGCUAAGAAGGCAUUGGCUUUGAGACCAAACAUGGUAGAGACCUAUGUGAUGCUGUCAAAUAUUUAUGCUGCAGAAGGCAAAUGGGGAGAAGCUGCAAGAAUGAGAAAGUUGAUGAAGAGAGCAGGGUGUAGAAAAGUGGCUGGGAGGAGCUGGAUUGAGGUACGAAACCAGGUUUACAGUUUUGUUGUUGGAAAUAAGAUGGGUUCUCAUAAAGAGUGGGUUUAUGAAGUUCUGGAAUUACCUGUACAGCAUAUGAAAGAGGCUGGCUAUGUACCUGAAGUUGAUUGCUUAAUACAUGACCAAGAAGAUGGCACUUGAUUAGAAGUUGAGAAAAGAUGAAAAAGGAAAAUUUGAGGGCUAUGAAAACUCAACUGUUUGAUAAACAUGACCCCAAGUUGGAGAAAAUUGGAAGAACGAAAAUGUGAUGGAUUAAGUAAAUUUCAAUCUUUCUUGGGAUGUUCAUCUGUUGAAUUAGAAAUAAUAAAUGGCCCAUACCCCUACAUAUUGCAGGCAUCAAAUAACACAGAAAUCCACACACUACCAUCUCAAACCAAAAUUUCAAAGGAACUUGAGUAAUCUUGUGCUCUGCGUAAUUCUUUAUAUGUAAUCAGCUUGAUGAGGAACUCACAAACCAAGCAGCGGAAACUUCCACACUUGCGCUGAACAUCCAGGUUCUUUCAGCCAAUUUGAGCAAAAGUAGCCAACACAUAUUUUUGUCUAUUUCCUGAAUCAUGAAGGAUCCAGUCUUCACUGCACAUUUGCAGUAUAGAGAUAAUGUCAUGCAUGAGAUUUAAAAUGGGGGAUGACAAUGGUCAGCACCACUAGAGAUGCAUCUAACGAUCUCAAAGGAGCCUGGUUCAGCCUCCAAGCACCUGCAACCAAGUGUCUAGCAAGAAGGAUACCAUGAUAAAGAGCGCAUGGUCAGCUGUAUUGUUAAUAGUUUCACUAAGAUAAACUGAGAAGCUUUGAAUCCAGUUUCUGAUAUAGUCUAUUUGCAGCUUUUGCAGCUAGGAGGGCAGGGAAUUGGUGAGUCAAAAAGUAUGAUGAAAUCACGGGUUACAAUUUGAUGAUGCAAACUCAAAAAGGUAGAAAGGUCAUUUCCUCAGCAUGCAUCAUGUAUUUGAUGCGGGACAAAGCAGGUUUGAGGAUGAAGUAAUUAACCAUGAGAGAAAAGAAGAAGCCACGAAGAAGAAGAAGCCAAACAAAAAGAAAAAAAUGAUUGAAGA